Parascedosporium putredinis is the source of this 1659-nucleotide messenger RNA. NCBI's taxonomy places the organism in Eukaryota, Fungi, Ascomycota, Sordariomycetes, Microascales, Microascaceae. The record is from the annotation of a GenBank genome assembly.
AUGCCUUCCUCGGAUUUCCUCGCCCGCGCUUUCUCGGCGACGGCUCGCCGCGCCGAGAUCAACAAGAUCUACCCCUCAGCCACCGCCGCCCUCGCCGACAUGAAGCCUAACUCGACCCUCCUCUGCGGUGGUUUCGGUCUCUGCGGUGUUCCCGACACCCUGAUCGAUGCCGUCAUGGAGAAGCCCGAGAUCACUGGCAUCACUGCCGUCUCCAACAACGCCGGUACUGACACGUCGGGUCUUGGAAAGCUCCUCAAGUCGGGCCAGAUCCGCAAGAUGGUGGCCAGCUACAUUGGCGAGAACAAGACCUUUGAGAGCAUGUACCUGACUGGCUCGGUCGAGCUCGAGCUCACCCCCAGGGUACCCUCGCCGAGAGACUGGCGACCUUCCCUCAAGAACAAGCCCGACGGCACUCCCGACCAGCUCUCCUACCCCAAGGACGUCAAGGUCUUCAACGGCAAGCCCUAUGUCCUCGAGCAUAGCAUUGCUGGUGACUAUGCCUUUGUCAAGGCCUACAAGGCUGACAAGCUCGGCAACUGCCAGUUCAGGCUCGCCGCCAACAACUUCAACGGUGCCAUGGGCCGAAACGCCAAGAUGACCAUCGCCGUCCACCUCCCCGGCAUCUAUGUCAAGAGGGUUAUCCAGAGCACCACUGAGAAGGGUAUUGAGAAGUACACCUGGGCCAAGGACGAGAACGACGCCUCCGCCAAGUCUGCCCUCGGUACCGGUGACACCGCUGCCAAGAGGGAGCGCAUCGUCCGCCGUGCCGCCAAGGAGUUCAAGAACGGCAUGUACGCCAACUUGGGCAUCGGUAUGCCCAUGCUCGCUCCCAGCUUCGUCGGCCCCGAGGUCGAGAAGGGCACUGAGGACGCCGACCUCAUCAAUGCCGGCAAGGAGACGGUCACCCUCAAGCCCGGUGCUGCCGUUUUCGGCAGCGAGGAGAGCUUCGGCAUGAUCCGAAGCGGCCGUAUCGAUCUCACCAUUCUUGGCGCCAUGCAGGUCAGCGCCAACGGUGAUCUCGCCAACUGGAUGCUUCCCGGAAAGGUCAAGGGUUUCGGCGGUGCCAUGGAUCUCGUCAGCAACCCCAAGGGAACCAAGGUCGUUGUGACCAUGGAGCACACCGAUAAGAAGGGCAACCCCAAGAUUGGCGUUUUCGAUGUUGACUUCGCGACCGGCCUUACCCUCGUCGAGAUCGCUGACGGUGUCACCGUCGAGGAGAUCAAGUCCAAGACCGAGGCUCCCUUCAAGGUUGCCGACGACUUGAAGCCCAUGUUCGGGCUCCGGUCCCUUGUCGCAAUGGCGAUGAAGGUGGUGAGCGCCAACGUGGGCAAACUCAGGGCGAAGAGGAUCUGGGCCGAAAUGCCUAGACCACUCGUCCUCGAGAUCUUGCUCCAGGCAGAAACGAAUCAACCACCUCGGGCACUAUCACCGGCACUGGCGGAUCAACCUGCCCGAGGGAUCAACCCCGAAUCACUUGGACGGCUUCUCCUCGGCAUGCGGCCGGCCCAAUCUCCCAGCCUGGACUUCAUCACGCACCUGGUCAUCAAGGGCGCUUCCGCCCUCACGGAGCGCGAUCUCUUGUCCCUCGCGGACAUGAAGAACCUCGGGCUGUUGCACAUCUCCGACUACCCCGAAGACGACGGCGGGCAGGGGGCCUGA